This is a messenger RNA of Penaeus vannamei (Pacific white shrimp), 705 nucleotides long. Lineage: Eukaryota; Metazoa; Arthropoda; Malacostraca; Decapoda; Penaeidae. The record is from RefSeq and is a predicted model, not a curated record.
AUGAGUCUACAACUGCUUCUGGAGACGUUGCCAAUAAUCAUGAUCAUGAUGGCUUCUCUUGAAUCGACAGCGUUGAAAAAGCAUCUUAUGAUGAUUCAGUUUCUGAACAACAGGAACAAGCAACUGUGCAAUCAGAAUCUGAUUCGACUGAAGCCAUCAAACUGGGCGAGGAAAUCUUGCCCAUCGUUCGAAGGGGAAGCUUCGUCCAGGACUCCUUUCCUCGUCCGCCAAGAAUUCGACGCUGCCAUCAGAGAGGUCCUGAGGAAGUGGGUCAGCGAAGACAGCGAAGUGACACACAGUGAGGACUUCCUUGGCCUUAGUCACAGCGAUAUCCUGGACCGCUACAGACAGCUUCGAUCCCGAGAAUUGAAGGAAGAGACCCAAGUCUUUAUCGUCACGUCCGACAACACUAGUUACAAAAUCGUGUUGGACGUCCAAGACUUCAUGAACGGGGAUCUGAAGGUGAAGGUGGCGGGCGAGACGGAGGUGGUGGUGGAGGGUCGUGUGGAGAGGAGAGAAGAAGGAAGCUCAUCCGUGUCCUCCUACUCCUUCCGACGCCGCUUCUCCUUGCCAGAGGAUAUUGACAUGACAGCCAUCACGUGCAUCAUGUCUUCCGAUGGCAUUCUUACAAUCUUCGCUUCAAAAAUGACUUACACAUCAACUCGUUCUGACUCUGUCAACCAUUUCAUACGAAUUUCGGAAUAG